Molecule: messenger RNA, 1871 nt
Organism: Schizosaccharomyces octosporus yFS286
Lineage: Eukaryota; Fungi; Ascomycota; Schizosaccharomycetes; Schizosaccharomycetales; Schizosaccharomycetaceae
Exons: 4
Coding region: 212-688 (158 amino acids)
Molecular function (GO): NADH dehydrogenase activity
Source: RefSeq, a predicted model, not a curated record
CAAAUGAAUUAAGACAGUUCUAAAAAUAAUAUAUAAAAAAUAUAAAUAAUCACUGGGUGUACUAAGACAAUCGCUAUAUCUUUGGCUUUUUGAGACAUUUAUAUAAGAGACAACGUCAACUAAGAACCCUUAUAUAUCCAAGAUUCUAUUCAGUUUUGGUAUAAUCUAAAAUCUAUUAAGAUCAUCGAAGUGCGAAUAUAUUCCAAUCAACAUGAAGCCAGCACGCUUUUUCACACCUGAGAACCUUCAGAUUGUAAAGAGACUGGUGUCACGAUACCCUCCUGGUCAGGAAAGAGCAUCCUUGGUUCCUCUUCUGGAUUUGGCCCAAAGACAGCAUGGUACAUGGAUUCCCCCUUCAGCGAUGCAAGAGAUAGGCAAUACUACUAAUCUUUCGUUUGAACAAGUAUUUGCUAUUGUCUUAGCAUAUCCCACAUCAUUUCAAUGGCGUCCUUGUGCUCCACAACUGCGAAUUUGUGAUUCUUGGAUGUGCUGCCAAAAAGCAAAACAGAGGGAUAAUGGUAUCUUUGAAGCAGCCCAGUCCAUUGCUUCUCAAUAUGGAGUCGAGGUCAAAACAACAUCUUGUUUGGGAGCUUGCUAUGGUGCACCAGCCUUCUGGUUUAAUGAUAAAAUUCACACAGAUGCUACGAAAGAAACAAUCAAGGAAAUAAUUUCCAAAGAAUUCACUUAAUGAUCUUAUUAUGUGUAACCGUACUACUUCUAAAACUAUUUUCAGCUAUAUCCGUAUCGGAAAAUAACGCUUUUCUACGUCCUAUUGUCCGUUUUAAUGUACUUUUCAAUUUAGCUGUUAUGAAUUGCAACCUUUAUGAAUGACAGGUGGAUCUAUUAAAAGAAGGAACUAAACCCGUAUUUCAUGAUGGUUGUCAACAGUUUUUAUCUUUGGCACUGAACGGGUAAAAAUUCAACCCCAAGGCAUCAAGCGUAAGCUACAGCAACGUUUCUACUAUUAAUUACCUCAAACCACAAACAAAAACAGAUAAUGUAUUCAAAUAUGCAAUAUGCGUAAUAUAUAUGGUUAUGACUAUGCAAAAUGCACUAUAUAAAAGAAAUGCGAAAAAUGCCAAGUUUAUGUUCGUUGAUAUAUGCCUUGUAUAGAUAGACAAAAAAGAUAAAAGCACCUUACAAGAUGAUGAAUGCAAUAGCUCCAAGAAGAACAGCAGCAAUGGAAAAACCGGCCAUUUGAACGUUAGGGGCAGAGGAAGGGCUACCAUUGUGAGAGCCGGACUUAGCAGCAGCUGAGACAGUACUAGUGUUAAAUCCAGAGCUGGUGGUGUUGGAGUUGGAACCUGCAACUGGAGCAGAGCUAGUCAAGCCGCUAGCAGUUGAAGAGCCAGAAGUACUAGAACUGCUAUCAGGAGAUUGAGUCAUGGCAACGGCGUCAACGUCCACGCUAGUGGAAGAAGAAUGAGGGCCAGCACUAACCAAAGCGGUACCAUUGCUACCACUUGCUUGAUUAGAAGGAGCAUUUAGACCCAAGGGUUGACCAGCACCGUGUUGAAUAAAUUGUUCAGCUUCACGAGGAGUAGGGGGAAGAGGGAAGCUCUUCCAGUCCUUGUCGUUGGGUGGGCAUUUGAGAGUCUGAGGAUUCUUGUUAUAGCCAUUGUCACCGCUAAAUUUGGCAGCGUUACCAUACUUUUGCUUCAAAGUAUCAUAGUUUUUGCUAGUUUUGACGGAAUCACCGUUGAUAGUAACCAAACCAUAAUUGCUGCCCUCUUCAGAGUACUCGUAAACCAAACCACCAGAGAAGACAGAAGACAUUUUGUCGGAAAAGAUAGCAUCUACUUCAUCAAAAGGACGAUCAGGGGUACCGUCAGAUUCCUUACUAACAGUGUUACAUCCAUACUCAGAAAGGA